Seminavis robusta is the source of this 929-nucleotide messenger RNA. Lineage: Eukaryota; Bacillariophyta; Bacillariophyceae; Naviculales; Naviculaceae. The record is from the annotation of a GenBank genome assembly.
CGGAUAGAAUCUUUCAGAUCUUUGCCGUUGCAUGUCGCAAGGCUUUGACCACGUAUGCGCCAUCUUCCAAUGCCUACUCUACUGAGUCUAGACUACAACAUAAUAACAGCUUUGAUCAAGGCCACAGCACUGCCAAAGCCCACGUCUUCCAAGCUCGAAGCUUCCACAGUAAAUAAGAUUCCACUGAUUAUCAGUCCACCAUGAUGAUGCGAAUGUUCUCGAUAGCAGUUACUCUGCUGUUCUUUUCCCUCUCCCCCACUUGUGAUGCUUCCAAACAGCAAAUUGGCGCUCUGAAGGAUGCUCAAGAUUCUUUGGCUUCAGUGACAGAAUGGUUCUCGCAAUUGGAUUUCGUGGGCGAUGAAUCGGAUGGAAUCCGAGAUCGUUAUCUGCAAUCAGAUCCUGUUACCAAUCCCGGAGCCGGUCGUGGUGGUGCCACACAAGGAGCAGCUGAAACCGAUGAUGCUGCCGCCGAGGAUGAAACCGCCGCCACCGACGAUGACGACAGCACAGUGCUCCACGACGACGCCUAUUACGCCAAUAAGACAUCCAUUAUUCCACCAGAGCCUGAACAACCUAGCAGUUGGCCAGCAACCGUUGUGGUCAUCUUUCUCGUCUUGGCGGCUGUGUUGUUGGGGAAGACCGCCUACACCAAUUGCAGGAAGAGAUCGCAAUAUGAAGAUGUUCCAACAACAACCAGCUUGAUUGUAUAGUAGAAACAGCUGACACGAACAAGUCGAUUUGAUUCUGGCGCAAAAUAUGCAAUUAGCUACCGUAGCAGGAUGGGAGAAAGUUUCGUGGGACAUGCGGAGAUACUUGGAAAUCCUGCAGUCAACUGUGGAAAGUGUGGACCAUGAGGAGGGCUUUCUUCUUGCCUGCAUAAAUAGUUGUGUGCAUGUAUAACAGCUAGUUUCAAAUCCACUUUUGAACAC